AUGUUCAAAUAUACCAUUGUUUUGUUUGCCCUCGUUGCCUGUGCUGCUGCCAAACCGGGUCUCAUUGGAGCUCCCUUCGCCUACCAUGCUCCAGUUGUUGCCGCUGCACCCGCACCAGUUAUCACCGCCACCAGCAGUCAAGUUGUGGCCCGCACCCACAAUGGUAUUGUACGGGCACCCAUUGUAGCUCCUGUGGCACCCAUUGUACCACGUGUAUUUGCACCAGCUCCAGCACGUGUUAUCGCUCCCGUUGCUGCUCCCAUUCCAGCUGCCUAUCAUCAUGCCAAAUAUGCUGCAGCUCCAGUAGUUGCCCGUUAUGCUGCCCCUGUUCCCCAUUUCCAUGCUCCUUUGGUAGCUAAAUAUGCUGCCCCAACUCCAUUGGCAUACAGUGCACCUUUGGCUUAUCCUUCACCCUUGGCAUAUGCUCCUCAAUAUGCCUGGUAA
Molecule: messenger RNA, 444 nt
Organism: Musca vetustissima
Lineage: Eukaryota; Metazoa; Arthropoda; Insecta; Diptera; Muscidae
Product: cuticle protein 16.5-like
Exons: 2
Coding region: 1-444 (147 amino acids)
Source: RefSeq, a predicted model, not a curated record